AUGGGCAGAAACGCCCCGGCCCGUCUGGCCGCAGCCAUCUUGCUGGCAUUGCAAACCCAGACAGUGGCAGCCAUUCCUUUCAACGGGCACGCUCGUGCCGUGACUAAGCCCCCAGUUAAUGGCUACACGUACCAAGGAUGCUAUUCUGAGCCAUCCAACGGCCGCGCUCUCGAAGCAGUCACCGGUGAUGACGCCAUGACGCUUGAGAUGUGCGCCAACAUCUGCUCUGCCUCCAGCAAGGCGUACUUUGGCGUCGAAUACGGAAGAGAGUGUUGGUGCGGAAGCAAGCUGGCUGACAGUGCAGUCCCCGCGGCCGACGAGUCUGAGUGUUCCUUUGCCUGCCCUGGAAAUUCUGCCGAGAACUGCGGAGCCGGCAACCGACUGAACCUUUACAAAAACGACGACAUCACCAUCCCCCAAGGCCCUUCUGCCAAGGCCCAGGCCGGAAACUACAUCUCCUUGGGAUGCUACAGCGACCUUGUACAGGGACAGCGCGCUCUUUCUACCGUGCGUGCUGAUGAUGCCAUGACUCCGGACAUGUGUGCGACCUUCUGCGCCGGAAGUGCGUAUAUGGGCAUUGAAUAUGGAAAGGAGUGUUGGUGCGGCCGCAACCUGAACACCCUCAGUCAACUCGUCAAGGACGAGACUGACUGCAACAUGCCGUGCCCUGGAGAGAAAACCAGCCUUUGUGGUGGUCCUUCGCGCCUGAACCUGUACUCUAUGAACCCAUCAGCAGCCAUCUCAAGUACAAGUUCCGCAGCAGCUAGCACGCCCACCGAUCGUGUAGGCGACUUCAUCCACCGAGGAUGCUGGACUGACGAGCGCGCCGAUGGCAGAACUCUUUCUGAACUGAACGCUUCCGACGAUAUGACUAUCGACAUGUGCGCGACCUGGGCUAUUUCCAAAGGAUACCGGUACUUUGGCAUUGAGUACUCGCGCGAGUGCUGGGCUGGUAAUGACCUGAACCCAAGCUCCAGCUCUGCGGACUUUUCUAGCUGUAACAUGAGAUGCGCCGGCAACGCGAAUGACCGGUGUGGAGGCCCCGAUCGUUUGGAUCUCUACAGUUACAGCCCUGCCCCUUUGUCGACUUCAUCUGCCGAGGAUUUGUCGGUCUCUUCAACUUCGAUUGUUUCCUCUGAGACAGGCUCGUCAACCGAAUUGGCCAGUAUGUCAGCAUCAUCCGACUUAGAUUCUUCUUCUUCUAUCGGCGCCUCGUCAACUUUGCUCGCAGAUGUAUCAGCGACAUCAUCAGAAUCCGCCUCAUCUGACUUCGUAUCAACAACUUCAAUCGUAACUGCUCAAGAAUCGACUUCAUCCGCCGAUGCGUCAGCGACUUCUUCAGACUCUACCUUCUCUGACAUUGGAUCAUCGGCUCUUCCUGCCGCCAGCUCUGCUCCAAAUGACUCGACUCUACCCCAUACAGCCAGCGCUCAACUGACUGAUGCGACACCCGGAGAUAACGCUCAGAUCGAACAGGUUGAUGGGAAGACUGUCAUUUCUUUGACACCACCCGUCAACGGCCAAGCCACCGUCACCGUUCCCGCAGCCGCGGCGCCUGAUGUCCGGCCUGGCGACUCUGUCGUGGUGCAGCUGACCUACAAAACCGAUCCCACAGUCACUAAAAAGCGCGCGGCGAAGCGUGCUGUUCUUUCGGAGUGCACCUUGACCAUGACCGUUGGAGGUACCGUCAUCUACUCAAACAGGAUCUGGACAACCGAUGGAAGCUACACGACCGUGACUAGCAUGCCUACUAGCGCCGGCGGCCUGACAACUUUGAUAAUCGUUCAGUACUGCCCUGACACCGCAGUUCCGAUAGUCAUUGGAGACGUCGGCGUUGCAUCUACACCGGCAUCGAGCUCGAGCUCGAGCAUUUCGGGUGUUAUUGUAUCGUCUACAGUCAUCAUCACCUCGGCUACGGCUUCACAAUCCAGCACCGCGUUUUUGGCUGCUUCCGUCCCCCAAACAACAACUACGCCUACUACUACCUCGGUAACUUGGUACAGUGCUCAACCAUACCAGUCCGGCGCAUGCAGCCGGGGAACUGGAUCUGGCGGUUGUAUUCUGUCUGGUGCGCCUGUGGCAACCUCUGGUUUGCUGGCGGCAGCGACUCCUAUCCCUAUCGCCAAGAACGGUGACCCGACCGUGGCCUACGAGCUUUGCGCACGCAUGUGUCAAAACACAGUCGGAUGCCAGAGUUGGGCUCUGGACAGGACCGUCUCUGACAACGCUCCUGAGUGGAAGUGCUACUUCUACUCGGGUGCCAUUCGAAGUUACGCCAUCUCCUACAACGGUCUUUACAGAGAUAUCGUCUGGUUCGGCAGUGAUUGCUAUGCCUGCUCGCCCCAAGAACAGGUUGCUUAUAUCCCCAAGUCAUUGUCGUCAAGCGCGAGUUCCAACACUGUGAAUGCCGUCAGUGUAUCCAGUUCCCCUUCAUCAUCAUCCCUCCCACUGGUGAGCUCAACCGCGAUCGUGUUGUCCAGCACUUCAUCGAUGGUUGCGGCGAACAGCAUCCCCAAGUCUAGCUCGGCCUCAAGUAUCUCAAGCACUCAACCUCCGGUUGUACCUAGUUCUACGCGGCCUCAACGACCAGGUGUGACCCCUUUCUGGUCGAUUCAGACCCUUUCGAUGCCCACUACGGUGACCGAAACUUCAUGCCCUCGCCCGACUUCCGCCAACUGGUACGAAGCCGGCUGCAUCUUGUCCGGCGCUCCUCUUCAGACCUCGGGUCUUGUAGCCGUUGCCACGGGAAUCCCGGCACCGCCGUCGAGUUCCAACCCCAACUUUGAGGCCGCCUACCAGGCUUGCGCUCAGAUGUGCGCGUCGAUAUCUACUUGCAAAAGCUGGGCUCUCGACCGAGGAUAUUGGCCUGCUGAUUAUUCCGACUGGAAAUGCUACUUUUACUCCGCCGGCGCCAGGAUCAUGGCCCCUCAGAACCAGGGCCAGUACUGGGUCGUAUGGAACGACAAGGGGUGCUAUGACUGUCCGACUCCUUCGGUGGCCUUGCUGUCGCCGACUCCCUCGCAGUUCUCGACAGCCUCGCCCAUUGUUUCCUCCACACCCGCUUCCUCUACGCCUGUUUCAUCCACUGCCGCAGUCUCCACGCUCAAUGCCGUUUCUUCGACGGCAGCCGCCCCGACAGCAACACAACCCCCAUCCGAACCCUACGUCUUCUCGGUUUCGGCGUACACUUCCGGCACCUGCGAUCCCCAGCCCAACAAUGACGGACAGACCAACUGUGCCCUCUCCGGCUGGCCCACCCCAACAUCAAUGUCCGGCCUCCUGGCCGUAGCCACCGGUGUUCCCCCAGUCCCCUCGGGCGUCUACGACUUUAGUCAACCACUCGAGAUCUGCGCCGGUGCCUGCCGUAGUGUCGCCGGCUGCAACACUUGGGUCGUCGACCGAGGUAACUGGCCUGUUGACCUCUCCAACUGGUCUUGUUACAUGUACAACUUUGUAAACGCCAGCAACUACUACCUCCCUGGAAACUACUUCCGCCUCACAACACCCGGUUCGGACUCCAGAAAGUAUGUCUGGGGAGUGACGGAGUGCUACAACUGCACACUCAGCCAGGCAAUCUCAUCCUCCCGCUCCAGCAGCAUCAUCAACGGCCCAUCUUCAACAAGUAUCGUCUUCAGCAGCAGUCCUUCCUCCGUCGUAUCCGCAACAUCAGGACCGUCAAGCACAGCAACGGCAUUCGCCACAACGUCAGCCGCAGCAGCAGCAGCAACAGUAACGACAUUCUCUGCACCUCCGCUACUGACGUCUUGCAAGGUACCCACCGCCGCGCAGUGGUACACCAACGGCUGCAUCCAAUCCGGCUACCCGACCGCGACGUCCGCCCUCCUCGCCGUCGCCACGGGCAUCGCGCCCAACGCCGUCGGCGACUACAACUUCGACCCGGCGUACCAGCGCUGCGGAAGCAUCUGCGCCGGUCUGACGGGCUGCCAGGGCUACGCGCUCGACCGCACAAACGCCACCGCCUGGAACUGCAGCUUCUACAGCGCGCCCGUCAACGCGCUGCUCCGCGACCUCAGGCCGUCCAUCGACUACCGCCCUGUGGUCUGGAUGAGCUCGCUCUGCUAUAACUGUCCUGUUCCUGCCCCUUGGCCCCCGGCCGUGUCGUCUUCGUCGUCGUCGGGAUCGUCAUCAUCCCCUGCGUCUUCCUCCACUGUAACAAUCGUAGGAUACGCGCAAACCACAUUAUCGUCAUCAUCAACGGUAUCCAUCGUCAGUUAUUCGCAAAGCACAGCCUCGCCGAGCGCCUCCGUCGCCUCCGUCCCAACGGCCUGCGUGCGCGCAUCUGCGCCGCCGGCAACUGCAAACUGCAACAUCAAGGGUUUCCGCGAGCCCGCCAACCCCACGAGAGCCACGUACGUAGAGCAGCAGGUCGACUGUGCCGCGUACUGUCUCGGUCUCGGAGCGACUUGCAAGAGUUGGGCUUGGGUUCAGACAACAGGGUGGUGCGGUGUGUACGGCCUGGCUGCAUGGGACGCCAUUGGCGACUCGGCGGUCGCUGGUCGCGCGUACAAGGAUAAUGUCAUGGACGAGCCUGGGUGUUGGAGUUGUCCGGAUGGCGUGGUGGUUCAUUACCUUCCCUCUUAG
Molecule: messenger RNA, 4602 nt
Organism: Colletotrichum truncatum
Lineage: Eukaryota; Fungi; Ascomycota; Sordariomycetes; Glomerellales; Glomerellaceae
Product: WSC domain-containing protein
Source: RefSeq, a predicted model, not a curated record